Molecule: messenger RNA, 477 nt
Organism: Condylura cristata (star-nosed mole)
Lineage: Eukaryota; Metazoa; Chordata; Mammalia; Eulipotyphla; Talpidae
Gene: CDRT4
Product: CMT1A duplicated region transcript 4
Exons: 2
Coding region: 1-468 (155 amino acids)
Source: RefSeq, a predicted model, not a curated record
AUGGAUGCAAAGAAGGUAAAGACAAAAGGACACUCAAAACUCCCCCAGCACUUGGCUGAAAACUGUAACUUUUGGCCAGCCUACGUCACAUAUAUCUCCCCCGUGGUGAAAAAACUCAUUGAGAAAAGCAAAGCUAGAGAACUAGAAUGCAUGAAGGCCUUGGAGGAAAGUCAAGUUACUUCGAGGCCGAGCAAGCCGCUCAGCACCACCCAACUGAAAAGGAGAAAGUGGACCAAGUCUUCUGGCAACUUUCUCAAGGACAUGAAGUCAGAGGGCAUGUCAGCAGCGUGGGACACUGUAUCUGGUCCCACCAUCAUCCAAGACACUAUGCAUUUCCAGUCGGAUGCCAGAGACAACUCCAUGGCAAACUACAACAAGAUCAUCUUCUCUCGAAAACCAAUGGCAAGGAUGCUCCCGUUCAGCUCACUUCUGGCCAGCAAGGAGCAGCCGGCCCCCAAGCUUAUGUAGUAAUUAAGC